This is a messenger RNA of Epithele typhae, 1872 nucleotides long. RefSeq lists its product as uncharacterized. The record is from RefSeq and is a predicted model, not a curated record. The transcript has 6 exons. Bases 1 to 1872 code for a protein of 623 amino acids. Lineage: Eukaryota; Fungi; Basidiomycota; Agaricomycetes; Polyporales; Epitheliaceae.
AUGUCAGACUCUGCCCCCAGUUUCCGCGCCCUGGAAUCUCAAAUCGCCUUCAUCACCACCGUUCUCCACUUGGCUCGUCCCGCCGUUAGGGUCAAGUUCUACAACAAAUCAACAAGGACAUAUAACAAGAUCAAAACCGAAAUCAAAGUCGGCGUAUGGCACAGCACCUCCUUUAUCCUGGCCACCGGAGAUGAGAACGAUCCGGUGGGAGCCAAGGGUGUCGCCAUCACUGGCCGCAGAACUCGUGAAGAGAUCGGUGUGCUUCUCUCUCGCAACCUCUCUCAGCGCGCAGACGCCACCGCCCAUCUCUCUCCUGGCCCAUCUUCUCCCCCCUUUCUGGGCAAUAGAACCCACGGUUACCAAGCCAUGCUUCAUAUUUUGCGGUGCGAGCAGAAGGGAUUCAAAGUCAAGCCUGAGCAACACAUUCAAGACGUUGUGAACGUGGCCCAGUUCUACGUCACACGCACUCCUGGUCCUUUAGACGGCGCGCAUCGCGUCCUUCUUUUGGCUUUCAUUGCCCAUCGUUGCUGUAUCAAGCUGGCAUCCCGUAUCGAGCUCGGCAGAACCAUGUGGCCUGGCCUUGACAAAGUCCGAGACGAUGAACGACUACAUCCCGCAGCUUUCAUUUACAACAAGCUUCUCGAUGCCACGACCAAGUUGCCAAACAUUCAGACGGGAACAGUGGUUCCCAUGCCAAGCUUCUUGCAAUCACACCUCGAAGAUGGAGGACUCUGCAUGGAUCCCUCUCGACCAGCCGCCUCAGACUACGACUCCUAUCCGGUCACGAGGGAGAACGCGGCGAGCUGGGCUCAGCUCCUUUGGAAUUCCGUCGACACCAUGGAGAGAGUAUUGAAGGCAGUCAAGGAGGAAACCGUCACUGCACAACUAUUCCUGGAUUUCGAGCGUGCAAUGUGGUUGUUGAAGUAUCUCGUUGGAAGCGGUGUCCUCGAGCAUAUCGUCGCAGGCAGCAUCAAGGAAGAGUUGAAUAGGGCGCGCAAAAUUAAGUAUUCUAACCUGGAGGGCCUCAUCUACGGGAAGAACCAGCAUUCAACGAGCGCCGGUCAAACCUUUGGACAAGGCGACGAUGUUACUGCCUCAGAUUUCGAGUCUGCCCUCGAACUGGAGCAAGAGGUUGCGGAGGCGUUCUCCGACGAUGGGGAGGGUGAGGACCCCCUCGUCCGGCAUCUCAAGGCUCUUGUCAUCCCCGACGACAUCGUCGACAUUUUUAUGACGCUGUCGUCGCCGGUCGACCAUCCGCGCGUGGAGGCUGUACUUGUGAACGAUGGGUAUCUUGCGCCAUUGGAUGAUGCAUCGGGACCUUUCAUUGACAGUCUUCGGAAGGACAUCGAAGCCGUCUUGAAGAGGGAGGGAUUCGACAUUGAGUCUGCAAAGCUCCAACAAGUGUUGGACGAUGCAGUUGAACGCGUCAAUACUGCAAGCGUGCAUGCCGAGUCUGCGCUCAUGGCGCGCGCACUGUCUGUGCAUGAGAACCCGGAUUCGGCGACACCCUCCGCGGAACUGUCGAAAGAGGCCUCGGAUCUAGUGAAGGAGGUUCUCGAGAAUGAGGAGAUUGCCAUAGGUGUCGGAAAGAGGAGCUGCUUUUGCUGCGACCUCCUCUCUCAACUGAUCGCACACCGUGGAUCCACGAACCUCGACUUUGUUCUCCCAGGAACGCACCCAACCAUUUUCCCUUGGCACCCUCCGCCCGGGUUGUCGACCGACAUCCUGCAGGCUAUCAAGGACCGCUUGAUCGAGGCGAUGAAAGAGGUGCUGGGAGCCGCCAUCAGCUCGACUCAACCGACACUGCGGUUGGAUCCGCCGAAGCCCAUGAUGGUGGAGCGGUUGAAAAUGCUACCAUGGAUACUACCUUGA